Molecule: messenger RNA, 16117 nt
Organism: Biomphalaria glabrata
Lineage: Eukaryota; Metazoa; Mollusca; Gastropoda; Planorbidae
Product: basement membrane-specific heparan sulfate proteoglycan core protein-like
Exons: 104
Coding region: 345-14528 (4727 amino acids)
Biological process (GO): cell-cell adhesion
Cellular component (GO): cell-cell junction; plasma membrane
Molecular function (GO): calcium ion binding; cell adhesion molecule binding
Source: RefSeq, a predicted model, not a curated record
GGUUUUUGAGUUUUCUCCCUUUUUUUUUUUUUUUAUCUUCCUUGGGACUGAGCGCGUAGUCCUAUGCUACCUUGACUGUCUUACGAGGUUAUUUUUAACCCGACACUCUUGAGGUAGAGCCUACCCAGAGUGCCCGGCUUUUUGGAGUAGAAACGAAUAGAUUUGCCGAAUGAGUUCGUCUGCAAGAGUUAUUUAUAGCGCUACCCUUCACAAACUGGAUUGAGUGUGUAAUAGUCAGGCACUCGCGCGAUCAACGGGGGUCCCCUUCACCCCCCAAGAGUGUUUGACCUGACGAAGGGCCCUUACAUUUUAAAUAAUAUUUUGUUAUAAUAUUUUUUAAAAAUAUGGGCUCCAGCGCAUUGAACGGUUGUGUCAUCAUGAGGACUAGAGAAUCGAGUGGCGUUAUGUUCUUGCUAUUUCUGGCCACUUUGUGCCUACUGGGAGCUACACUAGCAGUUGACCAAGAGGUGCAAGAUUUUGAUUUUGAGGACACAGCCAAUGAAGUGAAUCUCGUGAAGAGGUCAGCCGCGCUCUCUGACGAUGAGGAUUUAAUGCUUGGGGACCCAACGUCCACGCCGCUCAACUCCGAGGAUGGCAGUGGCACGUCCGAAAGUCCAGUGGAAAAAGUGACUGCCGUCACGCAGACAGCUACAAUCAAGGUCCCGGUAGCAGUAUUACCCGUGGUAGUAGAUUAUCCACGUUAUUAUAGAGUAACUAUUCACUACAGCAGUUUAAGAUAUUCUCCUGCACUUGAAGAGAGAAAUUCUAGAGAAUUUAGAGAACUUGCUAGAGAGCUACAGAGAGACUUAGAAAAUUUGUUUAGAAAUCUUUUAGGGCUUCACACUAUCACAAUCUUGCAGGUUAGCCGAGGUUUGUUAGUGACAUUUGACCUUGGAUCUGUAGGUGAAGCUACUGAAGAUGAAAUACGGGACACAUUGUUAGAUUCUGUAAGAAGGGGAAGAAUUGGAAACCAAACUGUUAGUGGCCAGGGAUUUACAUUUUCCAAAAUUUCUGUCCCUGCACAUCCUUGCACUACCAGAGAAUUUUUUUGCUCAGCAAACAAAGUUUGUAUCAAUAGAACUCUUGCAUGUGACAGAAGGAAGCACUGCCCUGAUGGAGCAGAUGAACAAAAUUGCUCUGAAGUCUCUUGUCCGUCCCAUGUUGGGCGUAAUCCAGACAACUUACCUAGAAGUGGCAACAACUGGGCCAAUCUUCUCGUUAAUAAUGUCUUCCCCUGUGAUGGUAACAUAGUUGGUUGGGAGUACUACAGACUCAAACCCCAAGGUUCUGCAUAUGUUGGCGUGUGGAGACAAGACUUAUUUGAUUCUCAUUUCAACUUAAUCUCAAAAACUGAACUGCCCUCAGCACCUGUUGGUAUAAGGGAAGUGUCCACUAAUCCUAUUUCAGUCAAAAAAGGAGAUUUUAUAGGCAUUUUUUACCCAAGGACCACUCCCAAUAACGUUAUAGCCCAAGCCCAGCUUGCUGAUGACAUACUGUCUUCCAACGAGCUGUAUCAAAACUUUCAUAUCGAGAUCUUUGAUGAUGAUAUAACUCAAAACAAUAACUUGAUCAACUUGGAGAACAUUGAUUACAACACCAUCAAUGCUACAUUCUCUCUAAGAGCUGUUAUGGACUAUGAGGUUGGGCCCACUAUUCCAGUAAUUGGAUUAACGUGUAAGCCAAAUGAAUUUAACUGUGGAGAUGACUGUAUCUCACAAGACCUCUAUUGCGAUGGACAAAUUGACUGUAACAAUGAAUCAGAUGAAAAAGACUGUGCUCCACAGCCCGCAACCUGCCCUCGUGGCCUCUUUCUCUGUGAUGAUGGCACCUGUCAACGUACUUGUGAUUGCUUGGAGGGAAGAUUCCGCUGUAAUGAUGGAACAUGUAUUGAGAGGGUACUGAAGUGUAAUGGUCAAGUCAAUUGCCCAGAUGGAUCUGAUGAGGGUGCUGUUUGUCAAGAAACUACAGAAAGACAGUGUUCUGAUGAAGAGUUUCAGUGCUACACAGGUACGCCGAUUUGCAUUCCAAGAGAUGAAGAGUGUAACGGUAUUCCAGAGUGUGAGGACAAAUCGGAUGAACUACCAGAUCGAUGUAUACUUCCAGCCUGUCCUCCUGAUUAUGUCCGCUGUCAGGAUGGUACAUGUCGUAAAGAAACCUGUGAUGAGACAGAGCCAAUGGCGUGCACUGAGGAACAGUUUAAGUGUAAUGGUGAGUGCUUCUCCCUGAAAAUGAAGUGUGAUGGAUUCAAGGAUUGUGAUGAUGGCUCAGAUGAAGAGAACUGUGGAGAGAUAUUUAUCACUGGACCAGAGGAAGCAAUUGUGGGCACGCAGGUGAAACUGACUUGUAACAUUACUGGCAGGCUGGAGAGAUCCAAUAACAUUUACUGGUAUAAAGACGAUACAAUCAAUAUCUCAUCAUACAGCGGGAACAUCCUCAACAGGAUCCAGAUCAGGCAUCAUGAUCGUAGGGAGUACCAUCUUUCUGAGCUUUACCUUCGACAAGCAGAGAUUUCUGAUUCUGGAAGUUACACAUGUGCGACUUCCCAGCAUGUUUCUCGUGGAUUUAAUCUGGCUGUAGUCCUCCAAGUAUUCACUUGUGAAGCCAAUCAGUUCAAGUGUAAGAGGGAGGAGCGAUGCAUUGAUGAGCGGCGGCGCUGCGACGGCCGGCAUGAUUGUCGUGACAAGAGUGAUGAAAUGGAAUGCUCAUGUCGGGUAGAUCAGUUCCGUUGCGCCUCUGGGGGCUGCAUUGACCAGGGUCGACGAUGUAAUGGUCAACUUGACUGCUCUGACAGAUCCGACGAAACUGGCUGCAAACGUUGCCAGGAGACAGACUUUACUUGUACUAGUGGACAGUGUAUACCAUUUGAACAAUUAUGUAAUGGUGAACGAGAUUGUGAGGAUGGCUCAGAUGAAUUAUGUGAGUUCAAAUGUGCAGAAAAUCAAUUUAUCUGUAAUGUCGAGAAAAAAUGUAUUAACCUUGAUUACACCUGCGAUGGCAAUGAUGACUGCUUGGACGGUUCUGAUGAGCAAUCAUGUCCUGGUUGCAAAAAGAACCAGUUUACAUGCUCUGAUGGAAGCUGUGUUAGAAAUACCUCAAGAUGCAACAGGAUUAGAGAGUGCAGAGACUAUUCCGAUGAAUUUAAAUGUGAGUGUGAUGAGGUACUGGAGUUCAGUUGUGCUAACGGUCAGUGUGUACCCGCCAGUGCCAGGUGCAACAAUAAUGGGGACUGUUAUGACAGAUCUGAUGAGGAGAACUGUGGCUGUGAUGCAGAAACUGAGCUGACAUGUGGAGAUGGCUCGUGUGUACCUCUAUCAGCACGCUGUGAUCGUAGAUAUGACUGCAGUGACAGAUCAGAUGAGUUAGAGUGUGGCUGUGACCCACAAACCGAGCUGACAUGUGGAGACGGCAAGUGUGUACCUCUAUCGGCACGCUGUGAUCGAAGAUAUGACUGCAGUGACAGAUCGGAUGAAUCAGAUUGUCGCUGUAAUGAAGCGACUGAGUUUACCUGUGAUAAUGGGCAGUGUGUACCCCUACGUGCCAGAUGUAACAGAAGAUUUGAAUGCAGUGACCAGUCUGAUGAAACUAAUUGUGACUGUGAUCCAUUAACACAGUUCAAAUGCGCUGAUGGGCAAUGUGUGGCCUCUAGUGCUAGAUGCAAUCGUAGAUUUGAAUGCAGUGACAGAUCUGAUGAAGAGAAUUGUGGCUGUAGCCGCACUGAAUUCACCUGUGAUGAUGGCUCCUGUGUGGAUAGAGUGUACAGGUGUGAUAGAGUCUCUAAUUGCCCAGAUAACUCUGAUGAGUUCAAUUGCACUUGCAAUCCCAGAGAAUUCAGAUGUGCCAAUGGACAGUGCAUACCCAGCAGUGCCAGAUGUGACAGAAAAACAGAUUGUGUUGACAGAUCAGAUGAAAGGAAUUGUCCAACAUGUACUUCAGAGCAGUUCACUUGUGAUAAUGGAAACUGCAUUGACAUCAGACGUAAAUGUGAUCGCAGAGUGGACUGCAGGGAUGGCUCGGAUGAAAGAGACUGUCCACCCAGAACCUGCACAUCAGACCAGUUCACAUGUGAAAAUGGAGACUGCAUUGACAUCAGACGUAAAUGUGAUGGCAGAGAUGACUGUCGGGAUGGCUCCGAUGAGAGAGAUUGUGCAUUAAAAUGCUUUCCUGGCCAGUUUCGUUGUAAUGUUGGGGGCCAGUGCAUUGAUGCAGGUUUCAGGUGCGAUGGGCAAGUAGAUUGCUCUGAUAGUUCUGAUGAAAGAAAUUGUCCUGCCCGAUGCCCCGGUAAGUUUCUCUGUGAUGUCCGUCGCUGUAUUGAGCUGUCAAGUGUUUGCGAUGGUCGAAGAAACUGUAAUGACAACAGUGAUGAAAAGGAUUGUGCUCCCAUUACUUGUUCCUCGGAACAGUUCACAUGUACUAGUGGUCGCUGCAUUGACAGGGAAAGACGCUGCAACAGAGUAAAUGACUGUGAUGAUGGCAGUGAUGAAAGCAACUGCCCUUGUGCAUCGGGUGAAAUAUCCUGUGAUGGAACUUGCUUCCCCAGAGAGCGCAGGUGUGAUGGAGAGAGGGAUUGCUCUGAUGGAAGUGACGAGCAGAAUUGUCAAGGAGGCACAAGCAUUUAUGUCAGCCCACAGCAGAUGAAGAAAAGAUUUGGAACCAGUGCUUCUUUUAUGUGCAAUGUGGUUGGUGAGCAACCAUCCAGAAUUACUUGGAUUAGAAGAACAGGAACAGGAGGAUCGAUGCCACCACAAGCAGUCAUUACUGGUAACCGACUGUUGAUUCCUGAUCUAAGAAUUGAAGAUGCUGGUGACUAUCUGUGUCAAGCUUUUGGUUCUUUUGGAAAAAUUGAAGCACAUGCUCGUCUAGAGGUAGAAUUUGUUGGACCCCCUGUAGUUCCAUCAGAUGGUCCUUGUGGCCCAGAUGAGGUCCCAUGUAGCAAUGGUGCAUGCAUUUACAAGGGCUAUUACUGUGAUGGUGAUGAUGACUGCAGAGAUGGCUCUGAUGAACGCAAUUGUCCUCGUGACCAUCUUCCCUGUGAGCCCAAUGAGUUCAGGUGUGACAAUGGCAAAUGUGCCAUGAAGAUCUGGCGUUGUGACGGUGACAAUGACUGUGGUGACAGGAGUGAUGAGAGGAACUGUGAAAUUGAAAAACCUGGCAGUGAUUGCAGAGCCAGUGAGUUCCAGUGUGCCAGCAGGGACCAAUGCAUUCCACUUGGCUAUCAGUGUGAUGGUGAAACUGAUUGUCUGGACAGAUCUGAUGAAGUUGGCUGCUCCAAGCCAACCAUCAUCACCCCACCUUUGCCUGAAAUUACUGUGGAGAUCAAUGGAACCUUUACCAUUAUCUGCGAGGCCAUUGGUGUGCCUACACCUCUUAUUGUGUGGCGUCUGAAUUGGGGCAAUAUUCCCAAUGGUACCAGGGUAACUGUCACAAGUGAAAAUGGCUACGGAAAUCUCACCAUUCGCAAUGCUAUACCACAGGACGCAGGUGCUUACACCUGUGAGGCUGUAAAUAACAGAGGAAGUAUUUUUGCCAUUCCAGAUGCCAACAUUAUUGUCAGACGUCGUACAGGUGUGUGCAGGGAUUCUACUUUCAACAGUGAGGCUUACACUGAAAACCAGUGUGUAAAAUGUUUCUGCUUUGGCCAGACCCAGUCUUGUUACAGCAGUAGCCUGCAGAUAUCUCAGAUAACUAUGGGUAGUCAAGUGAAUCUAGUGAGACGCCAGAAUCUAGAAGCUGCAGAGCCUGGCAUCGUUCAGUACAUUCCCACAUCCAGACAGUUUGAAGUCAAAGAUUUUAACUCAAUUUUAAGAACAGGAAGCUGGUAUUGGUCCUUGCCUCAUCAGUUCCUUAAGAAACAGUUGAACAGCUAUGGAGGAACACUAAGCUACCAAGUUUACUAUGAGGUGGAUGGCUUUGAGAAUCCUACCAAUGAUCCAGACAUUAUUUUAAUUGGCAAUGGCAUCACACUGUUCCACAGAGCAGAUGUUUAUGAAAGGGUGGAUAGAAGGUUCAGGCCUAGACAGUCAACCAUUGUAAACAUUCCUCUCAAUGAGAGUGCAUGGGAAAGAAGUCAGGUACCGUCCAGGGGUGGACCCAUCUCUCAGUAUGCCACCAGAGAAGAUCUGAUGCUGGUCCUGGAAAAUGUUACACAUAUUUUGAUCCGAGCCACUUAUGACAGUAAACAGUCCCUGAUCAGGCUGGGCAAUGUUGUACUCACCACUGGCAGAGUGGAGCAGACAGGUCUGGGCAGAGCUAUCUAUGUUGAGGAGUGUAAGUGCCCUGCAGGUUACACUGGCAACUCCUGCGAGGAUUGCGCCCCUGGAUUCUAUAGAGUAGUUGAUGGAAAUAAUGGACGUAGAUGUGUGGCCUGUAAUUGUAACCAGUAUUCUAAUGAGUGUGACCCACUUACUGGAAUCUGUAGGAACUGCCGUGACAACAGUGCUGGACCUUACUGCAAUGAAUGUGCCUCUGGUUAUUAUAAAGAUCCACGUUAUGGUAGAUGCCUGUCCUGUCCAUGUCCUAGCUCCUAUGGACCAAUCCAGUUUGAACGCAGUUGUUUCCUGGACCAAGACAGAGAGAUCACUUGCAGAUGUCCCCCAGGAUAUACAGGACGUAGGUGUGAACGCUGUGCUAGAGGUUACGUUGGUGACCCAUCAAUCCCUGGACAGUUUUGCUAUAGGCAAACUGACAAUGUGUGUGACACAAGAGGCAGUGUAAGCCGUUUGCCUAAUCCUUUAACUGGAACAUGCGAAUGCAAGAGUUCAGUGACGGGUACACUGUGUGAUACCUGCAAGCCUGAGACCUUCUACCUGUCAGAUGCUAACCCAAUGGGAUGUAUCCCUUGUUUCUGUAUGGGAGUCACACAGAUCUGCCAGAGCUCCACCUGGAACAGAGUGCCUAUCACACUGAGCUUCAGCCAGACUUCAUCAGAUGUCACCCUGACAGAUGUGACACAGAGUGAAAAGAUUGAGGAAGGGUUUUCUAUAGAGAGGCAGAGCAGGGAGCUGGUCUUCACAGAGUUUGAAAACUACAACAAUAAAAUUCUUUUCUGGUCAUUACCACAGCAGUUUUUAGGGAACAAGGUCACAGCUUAUGGAGGUAACCUCCGGUUCACCCUGCGUUACAAAGCUGGACGAGACAAUACUCCUGUUUCACUGGUGGAAUCAUUAGUGACAAUAAGAGGAAGUGAAAUAGAUCUUGAAUACAAAGUCAAUGCAGAAGUUGAGGAAGGGAGACCAGUGUCCUUUGUAGUACCAAUGAUUGAAAAUAAGUGGUACAAAAUAGAUGGUAACCUUGUGUCCAGAGAAAACUUCCUGAUGGCUCUGGCCAACUUACAGCACAUCUUUAUCAGAGCUACCUUCACAAGAGACACAGCUGAGUCUGCGAUAAGUGCAAUCUCCUUGGAUGUUGCUGAAGAUCGUGUAACAUCAAGAGAACGUGCUUACCAAGUUGAGCAGUGUGCAUGUCCACUGGGUUACAAGGGUCUCUCUUGUGAGGAUUGCGACUCUGGUUACACCAGAACUGGAGGUGGUCUGUACCUAGGUCUGUGUGAGGAAUGCAGGUGUAACAAGCACUCAACUGAAUGUGAUCCUGAAAAUGGUGUUUGUAAGAACUGUCGUCACAACACUGAGGGCGCCAGGUGUGAGCGCUGUGCCCGUGGAUAUUAUGGAGAUGCAACCCGUGGAACUGUCAAUGACUGCCAGAAGUGUCCAUGCCCUCUGACAGAAUCUCCUAAUCAAUUCAGCUCUGACUGUGUACUAGAUAGAGACAGACAGGUCACCUGUACUGCUUGUCCAGUAGGUCAUGAAGGUCGCAGAUGUGAAAGAUGUGCUCCUGGUUACAGUGGUGACCCAAUGAGCCCUGGAGAUUACUGUAAACAAAUUUCUGUGAAAUGUGAGUGUGAUGACAGAGGUACUAUGCCCAAUACUGAAUGUGACCCUCGAACUAGGCAAUGCCAGUGCAAGAAUAAUGUAGAAGGACGUAACUGCAGCACUUGCAGGACAGGCUAUUUCAACCUGAACAAAGACUUAGACAUGGGAUGUUUGAAGUGUUUCUGUAUGGGUAUCACCAACAUCUGUACCAGCUCUUACUACUACAGGGAAGAGAUCACACCGGUGCUUGAUGCUGAUGGCUCACACAACUUUGCUCUGGUUAAUGGCAGACUUUCCAGAACUGUCACUGAUGGCUUUUCUGUCAAUGCUGCACGCAAUGAGAUUACAUUCAACAACUUUGAAGGGUCACAGCGAGAGCAGGACAGUCUGUAUUUCAAUCUUCCACCCAAGUUUAGAGGAGAUAAGGUCUCAUCCUAUGGAGGCUAUUUGAAAUUCACAUUGAGGUACACAGCUUCCCCAACAGUUGGCAGAGACUACACAGAUCUGGAUGUUGUCUUGAUUGGCAAACAAAAUCAGAAGCUGUAUCAUGUGUUCCGCCCACAACUAAGACCUCGUCAGAUAAACAGAUAUGAAAUUCAUUUAGUCGAGGACUCAUUCCAAGACUCAGAUCUACUGACACCAUCUAGAGAGACCUUCCUGACAGUGCUAGCUGACAUUAGUGCCAUUCUCAUCAGGGCCACCUACCACCAUGCCAUGCAGUCUGUUACGCUGGGUAACCUGCGCAUGGACAUUGCAGGGCCCAAUGGUCGAGUGGCUGCUCCAGAAGUAGAGAGAUGUAGCUGUCCUGAAGGUUACUCUGGCCUUUCAUGUCAGUCAUGUGCUCCUGGCUUUGUUCGAGUCCCUGAUCCAAGAACUGCCCUUGGUCGUUGUGCCAGAUGCAGCUGCAAUGGACACAGUAACAGCUGUGACCCAGCUACAGGUGUUUGUCAGAACUGCCAGCACAACACGGAGGGAGACAGGUGCGAGCGUUGUAUUAGAGGAUAUUAUGGUGACCCUACAUCAGGCACACCAAAUGAUUGCAGACCCUGUGCUUGUCCUCUCACUACCCCAUCCAACAAUUUCUCACCAACAUGUGUAUUGGAUACCUCAGACAAUAGAAUCACUUGUGACAAGUGCCCUCCUGGCUACACUGGACGGGACUGUGGACAGUGUGCUCCUGAAUAUUCUGGUAACCCAAGACAGCCUGGUGGAAAAUGUCAAAGAAUUCAGCAGUUUGAAGUGGAUGUGAGUCCUGCAAUUGUCAGGGAGCCUCUUGGCUCAACUAUCAGGUUUCUUUGCACACCUCGUGGCAGAGGACCAUUUAAUGUGGUAUGGAGCAGGCUUGACGGGCAAGCAUUGCCCAGCAGAGCCACAAUUGGGACUGGUCCCGGCUAUGAGCUGACCAUCUUAGAUGUGGACUACACUGAUGCUGGACGAUAUGUUUGUUCAGUGACCAACCCUGAUGGCUCAAAUCGAGACACAGGAACACUCUUUGUAGAAAGACCUGAUUUGCCUAUAAAAGUUAGAAUUCAAGAACCCACUCGACUGGUCAAGCGGCAAGGUGAUCAAGCCGAGUUUAUCUGUGAGGCUAUCCAAUAUAACAGCGCUGCUAAUUAUGUUUUGACCUGGAGGAAAGAUGGCGGUCAGCUACCUUCCAAGGCUGUUGAGCAAAGCGGAGUUCUGUACAUUCCAGACCUAGACCAGAAUGACCUGGGCCGCUACACCUGCACCGGUUCACAGAGGGGCAGUAUAGACAAUGCCACUGCUGAAAUCAUGUUUGGUGAGAUCCCAGAAUCCCCAACUGUCAGAAUUGAGCCUCCAAGUAUAAGAGUCCAAGAAGGACAGAGAGUUGAGUUAGUUUGUGUUGUUACUGGAAGUCCAAGACCAACCAUUAAAUGGACUAAAGGUAACACAGAUACCUUACCUCCCCAUAUAAUAACUGACAGAGAGGGUCGGCUCAUCAUAGAGUCUGUUUCACCCAGUGAUAGAGCAGCUUACUACUGCAUUGCAGAAAACUAUGUUGGCACUUCAAGGACAAGGGCCACAAUUCUGGUCUUACCAGCAACUGUUGCUCGAGUGAUUGUCCGCAGAGCUGACAUUAUAGCAAUCGUUGGUCAGAGUGAGCAAAUGGUUUGUGAAACUGAUGGCACAGGAGUAACCCUGCAAUGGUCCAGAGAAGGUGGCCUGCCUCCUGGAGCUAGACAGAGUGGUGGUGUGUUGACGUUGACCAACAUUCAACCUUCAUUUGCUGGGACUUACCUUUGUACAGGCAUCAGCAUAACAGGAACUGUCAUUGGAAGAGCCACAUCAAGACUUACAGUGACUGGUUCAAUAAAUGUAAAGCCUACAUCCAGAAUAGAGCCAGCUGAUGGACUAACUAUUGGCUCAGGAACAACAGGAACACUGCGAUGUAUUGUUACUGGUGAGCCAGCUCCUACCAUUGUAUGGACUAGGUCUAGAGGUCCACUAUCCAGCAACCACCAGGUGAGAGGUGAUGUCUUAAGAAUUCUCCAGGCUACACCAGAAGAUCGUGAUCGCUAUAUCUGCACUGCCACCAAUGAGGCUGGUGUCUCAGUAGCCACUGUUGUUGUUAAUAUUGAACGCCGUGAACCUCCUCUUGUCACGCUGUACCCAUCUGUCAGCCUGAUCAAAAGACAAGGUGAGAGUGCCAUGUUCCAGUGCAGAGUUACCCAAGGCCAGCCUGCACCUACAGUCACCUGGACCAGAGCUGGUGGCCUGCCUCUUACAGAGAGAACCAAAGUUGAACAGAAUGGAGUGCUGAUGUUCCGUGACUUGACUCAACGAGAACAAGGAGAGUAUAUCUGCACAUCUGAGAAUGUGGUGGGAUCAGUCUCUGCAACAGCAAGUCUCAGGGUUCAAGGUGCACCAGUCAUUGAGAUCACCCCAGGUACUACAAUAACUGUUGAGGAAGGCAGAAGACUGUAUAUUGAGUGUGUGGCCAGUGGUGAACCAGCCCCUGAUGUCUUCUGGAGAUCUGAAACCAGGAGGAGGUCAGAUGUGCUUCCUGAUGAUGUAACUGAGAAUGGAAGAAGCAGGUUGGCAUUUGAUUCUGUACAAAAGAGUGAUGCAGGUCGAUACACUUGUGUGGCAAGAAAUGAAUUGGGUGAAACUAAAGAAACUGUGGAAGUCAUAGUAAAUGAUGCCAGUGGAAGCCCUGAGACAGACCUUUCCAUUGUGGGCCCUAGCAGGCUGACUUACACCGUGGGUCAGUCUAUUGAACUCACUUGUCUGUCCAAGGAUUUGCCCAAUGCACAAAUCACAUGGCGUCGCCCUAAUAGGCAGCCCUUGCCUCCAGGCAGCAGGGUCAGCAACGGAGUUCUGUACAUCCCCAGGAUAACCCCUGAGUACGCAGGAGAGUACAUCUGUUCUCUAGCCAAUGACUUCCAGACUGUCUUCAUUACUGUCACUGUGACAUCUAAUUUAGUGAUUAGCCCGUCCUCAACAAGAGUGAGAGCUGGAGCAAGUUUACGUCUUAGUUGCCAGUUGGGUGGUUCAUAUCCUUACACUGUUGAGUGGAGCAAAGAGGAUGGUGUCUUGUCCCCACAGGCCAGGGAAAGCAAUGGAGUCUUGGACAUCAGGCAGGUGACCAGUGCAGAUGCUGGCCGCUACAAGUGUGUGGCCACCACGGACAUUGGCUCGAGUGAAGCCUAUGCUGAUGUCAUUGUUGUAGUGCCUCCUUCUAUUGAUAUACCAACAUCAAUUAUACCCAGAUACCCAUAUGGUUCCACUAUUCAGCUCAUUUGCAAUGCCAGAGGAAGUCCUGCACCAACUGUUCGCUGGGAGAGAGAAAACGGAGCAGCUUUUCCUGACCAGCAUCAGAUUCGUGACGGCGUUCUCACGAUAUACAAUGCUUCACCUGUUGACUCUGGUAGCUAUAGCUGUAUUGCUUCAAAUGAAGCUGGACGUGAGCAGAUCACUUUCCCAGUCAUUGUUGAUAAUGACAUUGGUGAUGAGAUAGGUGUCAACUAUUUCGUAGAGGGAGAUGCAAUAGAUCUGGAGUGUACCCCAGAAUCCUUCACUGAAUCUGCUACUUUCAAAUGGUCCAAACUGGAGGGCCCAAUAAGCCGCUACGCUGUCAUCUCCAAUUAUUCACUUCACAUAGAGAAUGCAAAGGUUAGUGACAGUGGCACCUACCGCUGCACACUUACAGCCCCUGCGGGAUCAAGAACUGUUGAUAUCAGGUUGAAGGUCACUGCCAAGCCAUCAAUCAACACCUUCCAGGAGUAUACCACAGCAGCAUUAGGCAGCCCAGCCCAGCUCAAGUGUAAUAUUCAGAGCUCAGGACCACCCAGGGUGACAUGGAUUAAAAAAGAUGGCGAACUACCUUAUGAGCAUGAAGUGAGUCAGGAUGGCAGCCUGUACAUCCCAAGAGUCAGGGAAGGAGACACAGGUGCAUAUGCCUGCCAGGGUUCAGGUCAAGUUGGCCCUUCUGUUUAUCCUGUCUACCUUUUUGUUGGAGCCUUGGUGCCAUACUUUGGAAGAAAUAAUGAGAAUUCAUAUCUGGAGUACCUACCACUUACUGAUGCCUACCAAGACCUAGAUAUUUUGUUGUCUUUCCGACCUGAAUCAACUGAUGGCUUGCUGUUGUACAAUGGACAAUACCCCACUGCUGCAGGAGACUUUGUCUGCUUUGGAUUGCAACAGCAGGUUCCAGAGUUCAGGUUUGAUGUUGGUUCUGGCCCUGCCAUCAUACGAGGUAACAGGUCUCUAGAGCUGAACAAAUGGCAUACUGUGCACCUAAAGCGAUCCAAAAAAAAUGGCACUUUGCUAGUCAAUGAUGAACCUGCUUAUGUUGGUGUCGCUCCUGGGCAGCAUGAAGGUCUAGACCUUGGUGCACCUCUCUACCUCGGCUCUGUUCCAGACUACAGAGAUAUUCCUCCUUCCACUGGUUAUUCCCGUGGCUUUGUUGGCAGUCUGAGUCAAGUGCAGGUUAAAGGUGUGAAUAUGAACCUGGGUGCUGAGGCAGUGAGUCUGAAAAAUGUCAUCCCCUAUGACGUGUGUGCUAUUGAGAGGCCAUGUGUGAACGGCGGCACUUGCAGAGCCUUCAACAUUCGCUAUGGCUAUGUGUGUGAGUGCCCUUCAGGGUUUGGAGGAGAGAAAUGUGAGCAGAGGAGAGAGACCUGCUCCCCAGGACUUUGUGGACCAGAAGGCAGGUGUGUCAAUCUGCCUCAAGGUGGCUACUCUUGUGCUUGUCCAUUAAGAUUGACUGGAGAUCGCUGCAGUAGAACCAUCCAGAUAGCUGACCCAGCGUUUGAUAGAACCUCCUUCAUUUCUUAUGACACAAUUAAAGGUGGACUUAUGACCCUGAGCAUCAAGUUAGACUUUAACCCCAGAAGAUUAGAAGAUGGCAUCAUUCUGUACAAUGCCCAGAAGGCCGAUGGAAAGCAAGAUUUUAUUGCACUUGUUGUCAAAGACAGACAUUUGGAGUUUAGAUUUGAUGUUGGCUCAGGUCCAGCAAUAAUCAGGAGUCGUUACCCCCUGAGAGCCAAUGAGUGGACCAAAGUUGUCGCUGAGCGCAGAGGACGUGAGGGUAUGCUGACAGUCAAUGACGAAGAGUCUGUUAACGCCCAAGUAGCUGCUAAUGAUAGGCAACUGUAUGAUCGCUUGGAUAGAGGGGAUGUCAUCAGAGGAUCAGCAUCUGGUAAUAAGUCAGUGGGUCUCAACUUGGAGCGACCUCUGUACCUGGGAGGUGUAGAUCCUAGUGAGGUGAUCAACCCUGGAGCUGGAGUAUACACAGGAUUUAUUGGCUGUGUUGGUCAGCUUGUCGUUAAUGAAAGAAACAUUGGACUAAUUGAUGAGGCCAGGGAGACUAUGAACAUUCGUGACUGCGGAGAAAGAACAAUGUGUUCCAGGAAACCUUGCCAGAACAAUGGCGUGUGCACCAACCGCUCUCCCACAGAAUAUUUCUGUACCUGCCCAGAAGGUUUCUCUGGUCGCAACUGUGAAGUCAAAAUAGACAUUUGUGUCUUGGAGUCCCCAUGUAAUGAAGGUAUUUGUGUCCCACAAAACAACUACUACAGGUGUAUGUGCCCCUUGAACUGGGCAGGAAAUAAUUGUCAAUAUUCUGUGAAAAUUGGUACUUCAGCCAACUUCCAGGGAGAGGGCUACAUUGAGAUAUCAUCGGAUAAAUUCCCCCGACAGAACAGACGUGCCCAAGAAAACUUGACAGUGACAAUAACAACAACAGAACCAAAUGGUUUAAUCAUAUGGCAAGGUCAGAAACCAGACAGUCAUAUUAAGGCAACGUCGGAUUACUUUGCCGUUGCAGUUGUGGAUGGAUAUUUAGAGUUCAGUUACGAUCUUGGAGAUAAACCUGGUGUGCUGAGAUCCUUGUUGCCUGUCAAUGAUGGUUAUCCCCAUGACAUCACAGUCUCUAGAAAUGGUAAACAUGGUAAAUUGAAAGUUGACCAACAGGCUGAGGUAUCUGGUCUCUCAGGUGGAGGGCUCAAAAUUUUGAAUGUAAUGGGCAACAUCUUUGUAGGUGGUGUUCCAGACAUGAAGCGCUACACUGACAACACUUUCAGCAAAAACUUCAACGGCUGCGUGUCCAACCUCGGGCUCUUUGGGUCGAACAAUCUGGACUUUGGUGUGGAUGCUCUAGGGGGCUUGAAUGUGGUAUCCUGUGAAACGCGACCCUUCUAGCUCAUUAUAAAAUAGAUUCUAGCAAAUGUUUCAGUUAUUAUCUAGUGCCUUUUUGAAAUAUUUUUAUUUUGUUAAUAGUCCUCAUCAAUAUCAUCAUCACUAAUUGUCUCCCAUCUGUCUGUAAAUAAAUAGAAAAAGAUUUAUUGGACUUGGUUAUACAGUCAACUACAUUUUAAUGUGUUGGACAUAUAAUAGAAAAGGAAAAAACAAAAAUUAAGGCCAUCUUUAAAUUCAUUGUCCCAAUGUAAGGCACUUUUUAAUGCAUCAUUUGUGUAUGAAUAGUAUUUGGGUCAUCUUCACUAUUUUGAUGAUGUAUUUUUUUUUCGUAUAUUGAAGCAAACUAUAACAUUACAGCUAAAUUUACAGUAAGCCCUCUUGGACAAUGGUGUUUAUGUUACUGAAUAUUUUGAAGCCAAGUCAGUAUUUGUUUUAAAUAUCAUUUCAUCACUUUCAACAAUUGUGUAUAUUUAACUUACCUAUGCAAUAAAUGGUUUUGACAAGAGAAGACUAUAUCCUUUACAUUUACAAGUGAAUGAAUGUGGCCUGUUUGUCCCUGUCGCUAGGCUUCUCAUGUUAACACAAUACUCACCAAGCAAUCCUUUAACCCUGGUGCUAUCAAGACAUGUUUGAUUUCUUGUCAUUUCAGUCAUCUAUUUUUUUUAAAUUGUAUUUAUGUUUGUAUGUCUGUCCCACUCCGUCAGUAGGUGUCAGUGAUGUAAUGGCUAGAUGUUUCGAUACCUGAGGUGAAUGAACACAUUUUUUUUUUGUUUCUUUUGACUUUGAUUAUGGACAGACAUGUUUUGAAAAAGACAAAAAUGAUUCUGUUCCGAUCCUCUCAUUUUAGUCAUCGUAGUCUCCCUUUAUUCAUACAUGCAUAACAAAAUCAAGUUAUCUCCCUUUGAUGGACACACAAUGUUUAUAUUAUUAGUUAAAAUAAUUAAAAAAGAAAAGACUUGAAAAGUUCCUAUCUAGAAAGUAAUUUAAUUUGUGUGUGUGUAUGUUGUGCUUCUGGCUUCCCUAUAGGCCAUCACAUUUAAAAUGACUUUACAUUAUACAUGUCUGUUAUAAUAUUUUAAAUAACAAUGUAACUUUUUGCAUAAUAUUUUUGUUUUCUUACAACUGAUUAUAAAUUGAAUGCUUAGUUUAAUUAUUUUUUUUUGUAGUUUGUUGUACAUCAUUUUCAGUUUUUUGUCACUGGGAAAAGCUUAAAAGUGAAAAAAACAAAACAACUUUUUUACAUUUAUUUCAAUGCUGACAUUGUUAAUUGUAAAAAAAAAAAAAAAAAAAGUAAGGUAAUCCUUUGGCCAGUGUAACAAAUAUUAAGCCUUGUAUUAUGCUAGCAAGUUCAAAUUCUAGCUAAGGUCAUUGACUCUCAAAAUGUCUGGUACCAGUAUCAGCAAAUCAACAGCUACAUUUUUUUCCCAAAAAAUAUAUAAUACAAAAAUUGUGUUUCCUUUAGUUUAUAGGCUCAAGUUUUUAUUAGGUCCUGUGUUCUCUGUUAGGUUCCGAGUUUAAAUGAGGCUGUUGAUGUAGAUAACAUUAGAGUCUGUGAUGUUCUCAACUCUUUGAAAUAAAGGAACAAAACAAGA